UAUGAGUCAUCGUCGUUUUUAUUAUUGCUCCUUAUGACUGUAAAUUUAUUCAUUGACUUUCAAAUGAAGUCACAUUACAGUAAUUUCCUCGACGCAUUAACGUAUUAGACAUCUAGCAGUGAUCUACUGUUCUAUAACAAUGGAAAAAACAGUCACUUUCUUUUUUAUCUGUCUGAUAUCUAAGGUUAAACCCACACCAGUCAGUCUUUAUACCCCUGCAGAUAAUAUCAAGAUCCUCGACGUUAGUAAUUUUAAGGAAAAAGUUGAAAACUCCACUAGUGCUUGGUUAGUGGAAUUCUACGCGAGUUGGUGUGGUGAUUGUCAAAGAUUUGCCCCUAAAUGGAAAGAUUUCGCCAAUGAUGUAUUAGACUGGAGAGACAUAGUGCAAGUAGGUGCAGUGGCAUGUUCUGAUGAAAUUAACACCCCUUUAUGCAGAGAAAUGGGAAUUUUUAAGUAUCCAACAGUGAAAUAUUUCCACGAAAAUUACCAAGUAAGUUCGCGUAAUGUAGGUGUAGACUUGGUUCAUGACGACGAUACAGACCCUUCUAUAAAAGAAAAAGUUCUUAAAUAUUUGAUAAGAGAAGUUCAUGAAGGAAGACGUAACAAUUAUCCUAAUUUAUUACCAUAUAAUCAUGAGCAUCUUGAACAUUUAUAUGACGACGCUGCAGACAACGUCGAGUUCAUUUUCUUGGUGAUAGCAGACACUGGAUACUUAGGUGCUGAACUGGCAUUAGAUUUACACAAAAUUCCUGCUGUUGCUGUUAGAUACUCGUCAGUUAACAAUUCCAUCCUAAAAACAAAUUUAGGUAUAGAAAACUAUCCUACUGUCCUUGUUUUGGAUAAAAAUAACAAGUCAGAAAUUUUCAAAAAUGCCACCACUAGUGAUGAAAUUAAAAGUACAGUUAGUGAUUUUUUGCAAAGUAAAGGUAUUAAUUUGGAAAUGAAUCUUAGUGAAGAUAAUACAACCUCAAAUAACACAGAUCUGCAUUUAGAUCGUCUUCCUGUAACUCUGCUUCGUCAACAUAUCAGAAAAAUGGGGGACGUCGUCUUUCAGGCAGACUUAGAAGCAGCUCUGCGAUAUUCACUCCAACAAGAAGUGUCAUCAGUAGAAGUAAUUAAAGACGAAAAACUAAAGACCCUCAAAGACUACUUGAGCGUUAUUAACAAAUAUUUUCCUUUUGGUUACAGAAGCUCCUCUUUAAUAAGUCUGUUGAUCAAUGUCACAUCACAAGCGAAGGAAGUUAGAGGUAACCAGAUACAAGAUUUAGUUAAAGAAGCAGAGGAAAAUAACUUAUUUUCUUCACCACGACGUUUUAUUGGAUGUUUAGGAAGUUCGCCGUCCUUUAGAGGAUACCCCUGUUCAUUGUGGACUCUUUUUCAUUAUCUAACAGUUAAUUUUGCUGAUGCCAAUGCUGACAACCGUAACGUCAAUCCUAGAGAAAUUUUGGAAACUGUGCACAGUUAUGUUAAAAAUUUCUUUGGUUGUAAAGCCUGUAGUUUACAUUUUCAAGAUAUGGCUACUAAACGAAAUAUGAUGAACGUUUCAUCUCUGGAGGAUUCGGUCUUAUGGUUAUGGGAGAGUCAUAAUGUUGUUAAUGAACGUCUGAAAGGAGAUCCGACUGAAGAUCCAGAAUAUCUGAAAGUGCAGUUUCCAACUAGACACAACUGUCCAGAGUGUUACGCUGAAUAUGGCUUCUGGGAGAGAAGUCAGGUGUUGGCAUAUCUAAAAAGAAUGUACGGAAGAUUUAAUGUUAGAUAUAUUGGUUCAGAUACGAGUGUAAUAUUUCCAGGUUUAGAUUAGAAUGUUUUGUGAUUAAAUUAUAACAUAGAAAGUGUAUUCCAUAUUUAAUUUUAAGUGUUAAUAUUAAAUUAUUGAGAUAAAUUUAACGUAAAUGACCAUGUAAAUAAAUACAUAUAGAGAUGUUAAUAUAUGUAUUCUGAUUUCCAUGAACUUAAACAGCUACAUUCAUGUGAGUUAGUUAAUAAUUUCGACAGUACAAAAGUAGAUUUAGGACUAAAUACCCAAAUAAAUGCAAAGUUAGGUAUUUAUGUAAUAUUAUUUUCUACAAAUAAUUUCAAUAUCAUGGAUCGUUUUAAACAAAUUGACGUGGUGUCUUAUGGAAAUUAAAACAUUUACUUUAUAGUGUGUCAAACAUAUUGUGGGUAACGUAUUGUAAACAUAAAGCACCAUUACUAAUUGAUAAUGGCCUCUAGGUGAUUAUCGUGUGCAUAUAUUCCUUUGUGUGUUGUAUAUCUAGGUUUAUUUGAACGCUGACAGAAACCAUAAUUAUAUAAUAUAUUUAUAUAAUAUAUAUUUAAUUAUAUUAUAAUAUUUGA
Molecule: messenger RNA, 2337 nt
Organism: Zophobas morio
Lineage: Eukaryota; Metazoa; Arthropoda; Insecta; Coleoptera; Tenebrionidae
Product: sulfhydryl oxidase 2-like
Exons: 1
Coding region: 140-1801 (553 amino acids)
Biological process (GO): protein folding
Cellular component (GO): Golgi membrane
Molecular function (GO): flavin-dependent sulfhydryl oxidase activity; protein disulfide isomerase activity
Source: RefSeq, a predicted model, not a curated record